CACAGAAUGCUGAGCAGUCAACAGUAUUUCUUGCUCCAAGAUCACCCUUCUGACUACCUCUCUGGCUGCCAAAUUGCCAGCGCCUUCAUAGCUUGAUAGCUUCAGGGCCUUCAUAGUUUCUCAGCUCCAAGCAUUAGGUAAACCCAGCACACUGGGAUUGCACUGGUCCUACGAUGGCUUUUGACUGCAGCUGCUUCUUUUUGGUGGUGCUGUUUUCUGCCAGCUGUAAAGUCAUCACCUCCUUGGAUCAGAUGUGCACUGAGAAAGAAGCCAACAAAACAUAUAACUGUGAAAAUUUAGGUCUAAGUGAAAUCCCUGACACUCUACCAAACACGACAGAAUUUCUGGAAUUUGGCUUUAAUUUUUUGCCUAUACUUCACAAUAGAACCUUCAAGAGACUCAUGAAUCUUACCUUUUUGGAUUUAACUAGGUGCCAGAUUAACUGGAUACAUGAAGACACUUUUCAAAGCCAUCAUCAAUUGAGCACACUUGUGUUAACUGGAAAUCCUAUGAUAUUCAUGGCAGAAACAUCACUUAAUGGCCCCAAGUCACUGAAGCAUCUUUUCUUAAUCCAAAUGGGAAUAUCCAAUCUCGAGUUUAUUCCAGCGCACAAUCUGGAAAACUUGGAAAGCUUGUAUCUUGGAAGCAACCAUAUUUCCUCCAUUAAGUUCCCCAAAGACUUCCCAGCACGGAAUCUGAAAGUAUUGGAUUUUCAGAAUAAUGCUAUACACUACCUCUCUAGAGAAGACAUGCGGUCUCUGGAGCAGGCCACCAAUUUAAGCCUGAACUUCAAUGGCAAUGAUGUUAAAGGUAUUGAGCCUGGGGCUUUUGAUUCAACAGUCUUCCAAAGUUUGAACUUUGGAGGAACUUCAGAUUUGUCUGUUAUAUUCAAUGGUCUGCAGAACUCUACUACUCAGUCUCUCUGGCUGGGAGUGUUUGAUGACACUGAUGAUAAAGACAUUAGUUCAGCCAUGCUCAAGGGACUCUGUGAAAUGUCUGUUGAGAGCCUCAACCUGCAGAAACGCCAUUUCUCUGACUUCUCAUCCACCACAUUUCAGUGCUUCACCCAAAUCCAGGAACUGGAUCUGACAGCAACUCACUUGGCAGGGUUACCCUCUGGGAUUAAGGGUCUGAACUUGCUCAAGAAAUUAGUUCUCAGUGUAAAUCAUUUUGACCAAUUAUGUCAAAUCAAUGCUGCCAAUUUCCCCUCGCUUACACACCUCCACAUCAGAGGCAACGUGAGGAAGCUUAACCUUGGUGUUGGCUGUUUGGAGAAACUAGGAAACCUUCAGACACUUGAUUUAAGCCAUAAUGACAUAGAGGCUUCUGACUGCUGCAAUCUGCAACUCAGAAACCUGUCCCACUUGCAGACCUUAAACCUGAGCUACAAUGAGCCUCUCGGUCUCCAGAGUCAGGCAUUCAAGGAAUGUCCUCAGCUGGAACUCCUGGAUUUGGCAUUUACCCGCUUACACAUUAAUGGUCCACAAAGUCCCUUCCAAAACCUUCAUUUCCUGCAGGUUCUGAAUCUCACCUCCUGCUUCCUUGAUACCAGCAAUCAGCAUCUUCUAGCAGGCCUACCAGCUCUCCAGCAUCUCAGCUUAAAAGGGAAUCACUUUCAAGAUGGGACUAUCAUGAAAACCAACCUGCUUCAGACUGUGGGCAGCUUGGAGAUUCUGAUUUUAUCCUCCUGUGAUCUCCUCUCCAUAGACCGGCAAGCAUUCUACAGCCUGGAAAAUAUAAGCCAUAUAGACUUAAGCCACAACAGCCUGACAUGCGACAGUAUUGAUUCUCUCGGCCAUCUUAAGGGAAUCUACCUCAAUCUGGCUGCCAACAGCAUUAACAUCAUCUCAUCCCAUCUCCUCCCCAUCUUGUCCCAGCAGAGCACCAUUAAUUUGAGUCACAAUCCCCUGGACUGCACUUGCUCAAAUAUUCAUUUCUUAACAUGGUACAACGAAAACCUGCACAAACUUGAAGGCUCAGAGGAGACCAUGUGCGCAAACCCGCCACCUCUAAGGGGGGUUAAGCUAACUGAUGUCAAGCUGUCCUGUGGGAUUACAGUCGUGGGCAUUUUCUUUCUCAUAGUAUUUUUAUUAUUGUUCACUAUUCUGCUCUUUCUUGCAGUUAAAUACCUUCUCAGGUGGAAAUACCAACACAUUUAGUGCUGAAGGUUUUCAGGGAAAGCAAAUAAAUGUGCUUAGCAAAAUUGCUGUAAGUGAAGGAACUGUCAUCUGCUGGUGACCAGACCAGACUUUUCCGGUUGGUUCCUGGAGCUGGGCAGGGACUCACUGUGCUUUUCUGAACUUCUUACUCCUGUAAGUCCCAGAGCUAACAAACCUUUAGGCAAGGACACCAACUCAGGCCAGAGAGCCAGACGCUGCUGUGAGAGGCACAGAGCCCUUUCCACAUGUGGGAGGUGGGAGGAAGCAGAGGGAGGGGCUGGGCAAGAACUGCCAGCUGGGAGUCACCCCCGGGGAGGCUGUCACCCUUCUACUCACCGACAUCCCUCCCAGCACCCCACACCCUGCCCCUGAAAGGAGAUCAUCAGCCCCCAAAAUUUGGCAGGGUGGAAGCCAGUCCUGCUACCCGCCUACCCAACCCGCACCUAGAGCAUUGUGCUUGGGUCUGGGUUCUCAGUAAUGUAGCCAUUUGGGAAACUUAGCUGGAGAUAAAGUCUUAAUGCUUAUUUUAAAUAAAAAAAAGAAAAACACAGUAAAUUUAAAAGAAAAG
Molecule: messenger RNA, 2727 nt
Organism: Saimiri boliviensis boliviensis (Bolivian squirrel monkey)
Lineage: Eukaryota; Metazoa; Chordata; Mammalia; Primates; Cebidae
Gene: CD180
Product: CD180 molecule
Biological process (GO): MyD88-dependent toll-like receptor signaling pathway; toll-like receptor 4 signaling pathway; defense response to Gram-negative bacterium
Cellular component (GO): lipopolysaccharide receptor complex; plasma membrane
Molecular function (GO): lipopolysaccharide binding; lipopolysaccharide immune receptor activity; protein binding
Source: RefSeq, a predicted model, not a curated record